AAGGCUCCGUGCGAUGGCAAUGUUGAGCAGUGUAGGGUUGAUCAUGAUCAUGUGACAGACAGCUUUGGGAGAGAACUGCUCUGAACACAGAAACAUCAGGCGCAACUAAAGGAGUUAACACUGCGCGAGAGACAGAGCCUACAAGUGAACACUGCCCUGCUUUAAAACCGUUAUUCAAGUGCUCUGAACGACGUCGACGGUCUGUGGAAAGUUCUGGGGAGAAACGUUUGGUGGCGAUAAAACGUUUUCUGUAGAAGAGGACAGACGCACAAAUCUCAGCGGGCAUGCGGCAGUUUUUGGAGUUAUUUGACGGCAAACACUCUACAAACAAAUAAGCACUUUCGCGUAGAUUCCUUUGGUUAACUGAGUCAUUAAGUUAGUUGUUGUUUUUGUAAAAACUGAUGAUUGGGGGUGAUGCAAAGUUUCAACAUUGCGUUUGAAAAGUAGCUACAUCGGGGCAGGACUUUGGAAUAAAACAGGGAAAACAUAGCAAACCCCUCCGUUUGCUUUUCUUUUUCUUUACUUUUUUAGGGGGUUGUCGUGUUUUUCCGAAUUUUAACGCCUUUUUGAAGGGUAUUAAACAUGGUUGGGGAAAUGGAAACGAAGGAGAAGCCUAAGCCGACUCCUGAUUAUCUGAUGCAGCUCAUGAACGACAAGAAAAUGAUGAGCAGCCUGCCAAACUUCUGUGGUAUCUUCAACCAUCUCGAGCGACUGUUAGAUGAAGAAAUUGGACGGGUACGGAAGGACAUGUACAAUGACACUCUGAACGGCAGCACAGAUAAAAGGACUUCCGAGCUCCCGGAUGCUGUGGGGCCCAUUGCACAACUCCAAGAGAAACUCUACGUGCCUGUCAAAGAAUAUCCAGAUUUCAAUUUUGUGGGAAGAAUCCUGGGUCCCCGAGGUCUGACAGCCAAACAACUGGAGGCAGAGACGGGCUGCAAGAUCAUGGUGCGAGGCAAAGGCUCCAUGAGAGACAAGAAGAAGGAAGAGCAAAACAGAGGAAAGCCCAACUGGGAACACCUGAACGAAGACCUGCAUGUCCUCAUCACUGUGGAAGACUCUCAGAACCGUGCUGAGAUCAAACUCAAGAGAGCCGUGGAGGAGGUCAAGAAACUCCUAGUCCCUGCGGCCGAAGGUGAAGACAGCUUGAAAAAGAUGCAGCUGAUGGAGCUGGCCAUUCUCAACGGCACUUACAGAGACGCCAAUAUCAAGUCACCCUUAGCCUUCUCCCUGGCCGCCACAGCACAAGCUCCCCGCAUCAUCACCGGACAUUCCCCGGUGAUGCCCACUGCGGCACUGCGAACACCUGCACCCGCCGCACCCACCCUCAUGCCCCUCAUCCGGCAGAUCCAGACCUCUGCCAUCAUGCCCACGGGCACGCCCCAUCCUGCCCUCGUACCCCAGACCCCUGAGUCAGGCAUCAUCUAUGCACCCUACGAUUACCCCUACACCCUCGCCCCAACCUCCAUUCUUGAAUAUCCUAUUGACUCAAGUGGUGUUUUAGGUAUGGCUUUCCAGACAAAAGGCUAGUAAUGCUCAGGGGUUUAACACAGUCCUCAGCCCAAACGUGUUUUAAAAAUGCUUUGCUUUUCAGCUGCCUUGGAACAAAAAAAACAGACAAAAGAGCAAACGAAGAAACUGAUUUUAAUAAGAAACAAAAGACUAAAGAUCAUUACUACUCAUGUUUACACUGGUCUUAACUGUUUUGUUGACUUAUUCAUAGAUUAAAAAUGUAUAUUUUCAGAUAAAUAAUGAAAAGUAAGCCUGAUUACAUUCCUUUGUUUGAAAAGUAAUCUAUAUUUGUUUAGUAAUCUAUAUUUGUUUUUCAUGCAACUGUAUCUUAGAUAUUUAGACAGCGAUCAGUAUUAUUGCUAAUAUAACAUGCUUGUGAAAAACUUUCUCCAUGAAAUAGCCUAUGAAUAGUGAAUUCAUACUAUCUGAGGCAUCUAAUGUGCUGAAAGGAAUACAAGGGCUCUGUAGUCAUUGUAAAAAAAUAGUCAAGAGCAUUAAAAAACACCAUUUGUGUGUGUGUAUUAAAAUGCAACACAAUUUACUGGGAAAUUGAGAAAGGGCAAUAACAUAUGAUGUGAUUUCACUAUAACAGGGCCCUGGAGAAAAGGUGUGCCUUGUAAUUUGGUCUUACAAGCCUCGUUUGUGAAACAAUGUUGUGUGAAGUGUAGUUUUAAUGUAUUUUGAUGAAUAAUCUGGUAAUUCUUGUUUUGUUGGCAAUGUUGCGCUCUGAGCAGGUGCAGUGACUACUAAAGUACGAAGGCAGGAUAUGCGCGUCCAUCCUUACCAAAGGGUAGUGACCGCAGAACGAGGUUAGUUUAGCUCCAGUGUUCAAACUGUGCUCUGUAUAUAUGUGUGUGUGUGUGUGUGUGUGAGCUUCUUCAGUAUGCUGAAUACACUUUCGUUUUCAUUGCAUCUCACUCAGUGAAAACAGAGGGAUUGUUUUAGUCACUUCUAACCUGCCAAACAAAAAGCAUCAUUUGAGCUUUCAGUGUUGCUGUUAUCAGGUAUAGUACAUGCCAGUCAUACUGUGCAGGGUUCAUUUACUCACUAAACCUGCCAACCUAGAAAUGCAUUGAAACUGUAGGUGUUAUCAGCAUACUUGUAUUAUAUUUAGAGCAUGUUCUUGGGGUCACUGAAGCAAAGGUUAAAAAAAAUUAGAAUACCGUUACAAAAGAAAAUUCGAAAUGAUUUACAGGAGGUUACAACAUCCUGUGAUGACAGACAACAUUGCAAAUUCUGAGACUGAAGCUCUGUUCCAGAAUCUAGUGAGCUGCCUUCUAAGACGGCAUCCUAACUGCCAUGGAACCUUGUUAAUGUACAAUUUCAUAACCAACACAAAACAUCAGUGGCAUUCCACACAGGAGACUCACCUUGAUUUCAAGUUUGAGGUUAGCGUGUUGCAAGUGUACAAUUCCUUUAUCAGUAUUUGUCAGUAAUGACAUGAAUGCAACAUCACAAUGCAUUUUGAAAUAGCCUUUUCUGUGAAGGAUGCAUACUAUAUGCUACCUUAGACUAAACUGAGGUAAAACAAGCCUUCAUAUUGGAAGGUGCCUAAAAACACUGCCUCUGUAGGAAACCCACCAGGUUUUGGAAUUGACCGUUAGUUUGAUCUGAUAACUUCAGCACUUAAAUGCGUUGUAUAUUGAGACAAACAUGACCUGAAGCUUUGGAGCAAAAUUGACUGUCCACUGUGCUACAUUACACUGAUGACGUUGUGGUGGCCUUCAGGCUCCUAGUCAAUGAAGGGUAAUGGAGCUCACCUGUUCGUUUGCUUCUGUUUAUUCCUUCAUUUGUCAUUCCUUUGAUAUCCUUUCUCAGUUUUUGUGUAUUUUCAGAUAAUUUUGUGUCGCUUAAGUACAUAAGUGUCCCAUUUAAAUCUACUCUCCCAUUCUGAUCCAUUGAAACAUUGUUUCGGCAGCUUUCAAAGUUUUUACUUUCUGAAUAAUAGAACUCUAUUUUAAUCGGUCUCAUCUGAUAUAAUAAAACAAUCGUCUUAUUUAUGGUUCAGCCUGGCCAGACCAGCAUACAUAAAGUUGAGAAGGUGGUGCAAUGCUGGUUAUCCCCAAUUUAUGAUACAGAUGCAUACUUAAACAUAUGAAUUGUAAUACUGUUUUAUUUCAGGCCUGUUAUAAGCUGUAACUCAUUACAGAAGAUACUUUGACUUCUGCAAAUCCAGAUUUUUUUGUUCAUAAUCUUGAGUGCGUGUACUGUUUGGAAUCUUUUUCUCAUUUGACAUAUUUUAUUUAUACCAUUUUACUGCAAUUUUUAUGUGUAGAUCAGUUGUCGUUUAAGUUAAAAGUUAUCAUUUUUGGCCAGGGUCAUUGAGCAUAUUCAUCUCAAAAUCUUUCAAAUGCCUUAAAUGGAAAUAAACUGGAUCUAAGGGAAUUACAGUGCCUGCUUCUAAAGUCCGCUGUAAUGAAACCGAUUUAAACUCAUAUUACAAACUCGUGGAUGUGCCAAAACUGUACAUAUAAUAACUAUGACUCCUGAAAAAACGUGAGAAUCUACUGAUCAAUGUAAGUGAAUUUCACACCCAUAAGACUUUAACAUGUCAUCAUUUAAUAGACCAAUACAACUGACCAGUUUAAUGCAUAACAAUUGUGAAAUUGCACAAAAAGUCCAAUCUGUCUCGUGUGGCUUACUGCCCACAGCCUCAGAAAGAUCUCUGAGAAUUUGUUAAGAUUCCUCAGCUUGGAAAACAGCCUUGAAUCAAAGGCAUUGGAUGAAAUAUUCCAAGCACCCGGCUUGGACAGUGUCACACAAGACAGGCUAGACAAUUAUGAAGGUUAGGACUUGUUUGAGAGUGUAAGUCGUCAUAUGCACAGCCCUUUGAAAAUAGUUUCUUAUGCUCGGUGCAUAAUCCGAGCAUUAUAAUGUGCUUAUGAUCCCUUGAACUCCCCAUCCAAGAAAUUCCUCAUCAUAAAAAUAUGGCACAAGUAUUUUGCACUGAAGAUUUUAAAUCACCAGCUCCUAGUCUGCGAUACUCAGACAGAGCAAAGUGAAACAAGAAAAAAACUAAACGGCAAAACCUCAUGAGAUGUUAGGAUGUUUAUCAAAGCAGGACGGUCACACACUGUUUCCGCCUGUUAGCACAAGAACAACAGCUGAACUGAAGAAAUAUUUCCAUUUUUGGUUGGUUUGUUUCUUGUUUGUUGGUUUGCAGUAAGCUUCUUUUGAAUUUUGUGUCAAAUGUAUGGAAAAGAACAGUUAUCGUCUGUGAUCUUUUUAAGAUGAGUUUAUGAAAGCAAUAUGUUGAACUAUAAAACAAGAACAUUUAUGAAAUUCUAUUGUAUUUGUAAAUGAAUAGGGAAUUUAUACUAAUGCACAUUAGUGAUCCAUGUCAUGUUGUUUCUUUAUUUUAUUUUUUCCAUAAGGGGUACAUUUUGUUUUUAGGAUGUCGUAUUUAUGACCGUCUUGCUACACUGUUAUAGGUUUGCGAAAACAAGUAGAUUUGUCUUUCUAAUUGUUUUCUUGUGUUGUUGUAGCCCUAAAUUUCAGCCUGAUAUGCUUUCGGAUCAUUCUUGUUGGAUUAGCGUUCUGUAUUUUUGCAAAUAGUCCAAUUUUAAAGGCAAUAAAAGUUGAGUUAAAAAACCCA
Messenger RNA from Carassius auratus (goldfish), 5107 nucleotides. It is a transcript of the gene qki2, whose product is annotated as QKI, KH domain containing, RNA binding 2. Gene Ontology annotation, cellular component: nucleus. Gene Ontology annotation, biological process: regulation of mRNA splicing, via spliceosome. The record is from RefSeq and is a predicted model, not a curated record. Gene Ontology annotation, molecular function: mRNA binding. Lineage: Eukaryota; Metazoa; Chordata; Actinopteri; Cypriniformes; Cyprinidae. The transcript has 7 exons. The coding region runs from base 583 to 1530 and encodes 315 amino acids.